Messenger RNA from Meloidogyne enterolobii, 1185 nucleotides. NCBI's taxonomy places the organism in Eukaryota, Metazoa, Nematoda, Chromadorea, Rhabditida, Meloidogynidae. The record is from the annotation of a GenBank genome assembly.
AUGAUAAAAGUUUCCCUCUUUUUUAGUAAAAUCUGGUAUCAAAAAAAUACACCUACAGCAAUUAAAGGAUGCUCAAUAGAUUUGGUAACAAAAAAUAUUGGUCAGCUUUCUCUGAAAUUUGGUAUUUGGCACGAAAAUGGCUUAACUGAAUGCUUGGGGGAUACAGGAAAAAUUGUAAAAUCACAAAUGGAAAAUCAUACAGCUGUUGCCGAUAAUAUGUUGCCUUUCUCUUUCAGUCUAAAGAAGGAAGAAUUUGACAGUUUAAAAAAAGAACCAAAUUACGGUAUAAACGAUUAUUGCGAAAAUUUAAUAGUCUGCCAAAUGACUGAUAGCAAAUGCUUGAAGGUGGCCGAUUAUUCCGUUGCUUGGGCAAAAACAAAGGAUUACGUGUCUAACUUUGUUUUUCUAAUUGGUGACGGAGCAACAGAACCGUGUCUUAGUAACGAGAGGCAUUCUACAGUAGAAACAUCUUUUGAUUUGUUGCUCAAUGAAAACCUUUUUGGAAUUGAAGAUUGCAAUUCAAAACUUGCUUUGUCUUGCAGCAAAAAGGAAAAUAUUCGAAAACCGGAAGAGUGGGAAAUUGUGGAUGAGACAUACAAGAAGACUUACUCAAAAAUGGAAUUUAAUUUUCUUUUUACUUUUCACAUUUUACCCUUAACUGCAAUGAGAAAAAGCAUUCAAAAAUUUUGGACUUCGUGUGAUUCUAAAGAGGGAAUUUGUGCUGACGAUGAAAAAUUUCAAAAAUGCGACAAAAUGUUUAUUGAAUUUGAUAAAGAAAACUUCAAAAUGCUUGUUAGUACAGAAGAAAAUAAUGAAGACAAAACUGACGACAAAUUAAAAAAAGAAGAAAAUUUUUUGGGUGAAGAAGAUUCAGGGAUCAAAACCUCAACAAUUAUACUAAUUAUUAUUGGUGUUACUAUAGUGAUUCUGGUGUUAAUUGGCAUUGCUUUUUUGUUCUUAGAAAAUAAUGAAAUCAAAACUGAAAAAGCUCGAGAUAAAUCAAGGGAAUUUUCAACAAAUAUUUCAAUUGGGAAUUCUAAAAGUAAAAGAAGUUUACCCUCUUUUGGAAGUUCUCGAAGCAAAUAUGGAAGGGGAUCUGUUGGGGAAAAAGAGAAGAAGAAAACACUUAAUUCUAAUCGUGAGAUAAUAAGUAGUAGUUCAAGUUCUGUUUCGAAGAAGGUUUAA